Molecule: messenger RNA, 576 nt
Organism: Aureobasidium musti
Lineage: Eukaryota; Fungi; Ascomycota; Dothideomycetes; Dothideales; Saccotheciaceae
Source: the annotation of a GenBank genome assembly
AUGACUGAGGAUAUCAAGAGCGCAAACUUCCUGUGCGUGGGUCCCGGGCAGCUUCUCAAGACACCAAAGUUGCUCCACAGCUUAACAUCAGGCAAAACAAUUGUCACCGACGUCUGGGUAUCACAGUCGGUUGCGUCUGAAUUCUUGUUAGAUACGAUCGAGUUCCUGCCCGAGGAGCUUAAGGCAACCAAACACUUGGAUCGCACGAACAUCUUUACCGAUCAAGUCAUUUACGUUACUGCAGCGCAGCGUCAGGCCUACCAGAAGGGCUGGGACGAUGUUGUGGCCAUUAUCAAACAAGCUGGCGGCACAAAUCCAUUGACCGGACCACUCUCGAAACUCGACACAAGCAGUAUCACACUGUACCUCGGUGCUGACAAGGACGAUGACGUCGCUGCAAAACUGCAAGAGCAAGGAGAAACGGUAUACAAGAAGGACAUACUCGGCGCCAGCAUUGUUCAAGGAGAAUUGGUACUUGACGAGUCGUUGGAACUUCCACCGGUAGAGAAAGAAUCGAAGGCGACGAAGGCAGAACCAAAGUCGGUCAAGAAAGGCGGACGCAAGAAGAAAACGUAG